Molecule: messenger RNA, 1452 nt
Organism: Stylonychia lemnae
Lineage: Eukaryota; Ciliophora; Spirotrichea; Sporadotrichida; Oxytrichidae
Source: the annotation of a GenBank genome assembly
AUGUAACAUUUGGAUAAUGAUGACCUCACUGAUGUCAAAAAGAUUGGAAACUAUAUUAUACUCAUGAAGAAGUUUUUAGGCUCAGGCUAGUACGGUCUAGUCUUUCUCGCCUAUAAAAUUUUAAAAUAAGACUCAGGCUUGGUUGAUACUGAAAAACCUUUGGCUUGUAAAAUUAUUGAAAGGGAAGAGUUAACUGAGAGGGCUAAAACGAUGAUAAACAAUGAAAUUAUUAAUCUAGAGAAGGUUAAAAACCCAAACUUGCUUAAGCUCGAGCAGGUAUUCAAAACUCACUCAAGAUACUAUAUCUUUACCGAAGCUUGCAAUGGUGGAGAUCUGGAAUAAUUUGUCAGAGCUAAAGGUGGGUAAUUAAGUGAACUCGAAGCUAGAUUAAUUAUGGCAUAAAUUGUCAACGGGUUGCGUCACUUACAUUCUAAUCAUAUUAUGCACAGAGAUAUCAAGCUCUCUAAUAUCUUAAUAGAAUUCAAAUCUUUCCCCAAAGAUAUGCUGACAUAUGGCAAGGACUUAAUCACUAUGAGAACCAGAUAAAAAUUCGAAGUAUUGAGCAGGUUUGACCUCUCCAAAAUUGAAUUUACUGUCAAGAUUGCUGAUUUCGGAUUCUCUAAAUUUAUUGGUUCAAGUUCUCUGACCGACACAAUAUGUGGAACACCUCUUUAUAUGUCUCCAUAGCUGGUUGACGAGAAGGGUUAUUCGCUUAAAGCGGAUAUUUGGUCUAUGGGUGUUAUAUAUUACGAGAUGAUCAGCGGGCAGAGACCUUUUAAUGGCCGUAAUCUUGAGUAAAUUGGUAGUAAAAUGAGUAAGGGAGAUUUUGCAUUGCAAUUAAAAUUUAAACCCUCUCUUGACCUGCUCAUAAUACUAUAGAGUUGUCUAUUAUUUAAAGAGAGUGAGAGAACAUCAGCGGAGGAGCUCUGGGUAAAUCCAUAUUUCACUAUGAGUCAUGUUCCAGCUCCAAUACCUGAGGAAGUGAAAACGUAAAAGAAAAAGUUUUUAUUUGGAAUUAAAAAGUCUAAGUCUCAAGGAUAAAAACUAGACACCCUUUAAAAUUUCUACUCCUACAAUUUCUCUUGCAAAUCCAUAGAUAAUCUGAACAAUCUGCUGGCGAAAAGGGAAAAUGGAUAACUCUAAGAUAUUUAAUAAUAAUUUAAAUAGGAAAAUCAAAAAUCGUUCAAAAGUUUCUUCUCGAGAACAAGAAACACCAAUGGUAAAGAUUUGAAAAACAUGAGAAAAUAAAAAAAUGCCAAUCUCACAGCAAUUCUUGAAAACGCUGAGCCUAUUGUAUACCUUAACACCAUUGACGUAAUCUAAGAUGACAGCUCUUUCAUUGAGAGGAGCUAAUUCAUCAUUGCUAGAGACUAAGGGUUCUGUGACUCCAUUAAGCCAUAAAGCCUUAUGGAACAGUAUUUCUCCUUUACUCAAAGUAAUCUCUAAAUAUGA